Molecule: messenger RNA, 1651 nt
Organism: Brassica napus (rape)
Lineage: Eukaryota; Viridiplantae; Streptophyta; Magnoliopsida; Brassicales; Brassicaceae
Exons: 6
Coding region: 244-1551 (435 amino acids)
Source: RefSeq, a predicted model, not a curated record
CCCCUCUCCUCACCGCCGUAUCUCUCUCUCUGUGCCCCUCCUCUCCGAUGUCUCAGUCUCGCCGGAUCUCAUUCUCUCCACUCUCUCCUCGCCGAUCCACUUCGAUCUAGGUCUCCUUGCUGGAUCUCCUUCUCUCAACCCGUCUCUCGCCGGAUCUCUCUCCUCACGGUCGUCCUCAUCUGCCGUCAUACUCGCCGGACUUCCACCGUCAUUAUCUCGAACCGGCUCUGUCCCUUUUGAAAGAUGUCAGGAAAUGAUUAUAGCCGCUAUCUAUCUACUGGUGGUAAGAAGAGUUCUGGUAGUAAGAAGAGUUCUGGUAGUACGAAGAGUUCAUCCCGUCAUACCAAUCUGGGUAGUUCUUCUAGUUCCCAGAUGGCCGAGAGUUUGGCUGUUCCUAAUAGCCAGACGCAAGCUUCCCCUCCAGCUCCCGCCCCAGCUCCUCCAGAUCCCGCCCCAGCUCCUGCAGCUCCCGCCCCAGCUUCUGCAGCUCCCGCCCCAGCUGCAGCUGCUCCCGCCCCAGACCCGGCGGCAGAUUUAGCGUCAAUCAAUAUGAUUUUGGCUAGUCCUGGACAUGAUCGUCUUCCUCACCUCCAUCCAGAUCGCCCUCCAAAUACGCUUUGGUUUGAUGACGAUGUAAGCGUUGCUGCAUCGGUCCGUCAAAUCUUUGAAAGAGAUUUCAAAGAACCGCAUGCUAAUUGGAAGCAAACCCCCGGGGAUGUUGCGAGACGUUGGUUUGAAUCCUUUGCGCAAAUGUUUCAUUGGGAUUCCGGUAUAACAUCCCUCGUUCGCAACUCUUUCGAGGCUAAAUUGAAACUCCAGUUGACUCGCCAAGUUAGUCGGUGGAAGAGUAACUGGCGGAAAAAAGGCGAUGCAGCUAUGCCUUUGUGGUUUGACCCAAAUGUUUGGGCUGGUCUUGUUGCUUAUUGGUUAGAUCCAGAAUCUGAAGUCCGGAGUUGUAACAGUCGGGCAGCUCGUUACUCUGAUCCUGAUGGACAUGGACCGUCUAAGCAUCGUUCAGGUCAGACUUCCUUCAGGGCCCGUGCACCAGUGAUUGCUGAGCAAACUGGAUGUUCUAUUCCAGACUUGCUUGGGGUUCUCGAGAUCACUAAACGAAACCCGGAUGGUUCUUUUGUUGAUGGCAAAUCUGAGCAGCUCUACAACGAUGUGACAUCUAAAUUUCAGGAAUUAUCUCAGGCUGCUAGUGAUGAUCCCGAGAGCACUGGUUCUAGUGGCCUCUCUCCAAUGGAAAAGAACAAGAUCUAUUGUGAGUUCGCUCCCCGCAAAAAGGGACGACUGUAUGGAGUGGGUUCUCUAAAUACAUCUUUACGAUCUGUUCCUGCUUCGUUUCCUUCUAGCAGUACUAGAGACCAAUCUUUGGAGAAGAUCAUCUAUGACCAAGCUCAAAAGAUUGAGAGCCAGGGAAAUGAAAUUUCGAAGCUGUACAAGAUCGUUCGUCAUCUCGCUAGCAAAGACUCUACCGUGGCCGACAUUCUCCAGUCUGAAGACGUGUCUUCUGCUUCUGGUGAUGAUGAUGAAUCUGAUGCUAUUUAGUUUGUUUUCUAUCACUUUCUAAUGACUUGAAACUUUUUUGUAUGUGUUUGUGUAAUGACUCUUGAAUUUCUUUCUAUUUUAGUAAUAUUUUCGCUAACUA